Messenger RNA from Neoarius graeffei (lesser salmon catfish), 1510 nucleotides. It is a transcript of the gene hemk2, whose product is annotated as N-6 adenine-specific DNA methyltransferase 1. Gene Ontology annotation, molecular function: S-adenosylmethionine-dependent methyltransferase activity; protein methyltransferase activity; nucleic acid binding. Gene Ontology annotation, cellular component: eRF1 methyltransferase complex. The coding region runs from base 165 to 818 and encodes 217 amino acids. Gene Ontology annotation, biological process: methylation. NCBI's taxonomy places the organism in Eukaryota, Metazoa, Chordata, Actinopteri, Siluriformes, Ariidae. The transcript is spliced from 8 exons. The record is from RefSeq and is a predicted model, not a curated record.
GGAAGACGUGCACGUGGAUGGACACAACACUUGUAAAAAGAGAAAAGGUGCGAUACCCGGAUACACUGGUUAUUUAUCCAAAGACAUGCAGUUAGGUUAACGUGGGCGGCAUUGGGCUGAAGUGCCCUUGAGCAAGGAAUGUGUCCAUUAGCUAUGUCAUACUGAUGUACCCAACUCCUAUGUACUCCCAUGCUGGUCAUGGGCCUUUCUCAGAUGUGUAUGAGCCAGCAGAAGACACUUUCCUUUUGAUUGAUACCUUGGAGAAAGAUGCUGAUUUGCUGCAGCGAAGCAAACCUGCUGUCUGCCUUGAGGUUGGCAGUGGCUCAGGUGUAGUCUCUGCUUUUCUGGCAUCAUUAACUGGAGCAGAAGCAUUGUAUCUCUGCACUGACUUGAACCCGGCAGCAGCUCAGUGCACAGCAGAGACGUCUCGCCGCAAUAAUGUUAACCUGCAGCCAGUUAUAACUGACUUGGCUGAGUGUCUGUUGCCCAGAUUGAAUGGAAUGGUGGAUGUUCUUCUUUUCAAUCCUCCAUAUGUAGUUACACCAUCUGAGGAGGUGGGCAGUCAUGGCAUUGAGGCAUCCUGGGCAGGAGGAAAGGGAGGAAGGGAGGUGAUGGAUAGAUUCUUCCCCAUGGUUUCACAGUUAUUAUCCAAACAGGGCCUCUUCUACCUUGUUACAGUGUCGGAUAACAAACCAGAGGAGAUUCUGUCUCUGCUUGGUGAAUCCGGGUUAAGAGGAAAGGUGUGUCUGUCUCGUCAGGCGGGGAGAGAAAAGCUAUCCAUUCUGCGCUUCAGCAAGAGCGACAUCACAGGACUGUGAAUACUACAGUCCUAGUUACACUACAUACUGACUGUAAUCCAAAAAAGUAGAGUGAAGCAAAAAAAAAAAAAAAGCGGCAGUAAAAGUUAACUUCCAUGUAAAGUUACAGUUAUCACAAGAAAAUACUGCACUGGUGUCCUGUUCUUGCUUUACAAUGCUAGGCUUUGCAAGGUUCUAUAUCUUGUAUAGCUGUAAUGUUGGUAAAUUUUGAUCUGGCAGUGUAACCUUGGACAUCCUUAAAGGAGGCAUAACGGGACACAAUGAAAGACCUUUUUUGAAGAAUUUCUGAUAGCCAGCUGGACUUAGUGUAAGAAUUAAGUAAAGACGGAAUGGCAACAGGGACCUUUUUGCCAGUGUAAAUGAUGGCUCAGUUGUCAGUGUGUUAGAGCUCUGCUCUUUGAAGGCUUGAACAUACAGCUAGUGGUGGUGAUGGGGUAUGGCUUCCACUAGUUGAAGACUAACCUGGUUCAAAAGGAUGAGCUGCAGUUCUGAAGAUGAAGGACCCGUUUGAUGAAGUAAUGUAGGGGGCACAAAAGGCAGCAGCUUCUGUACCACAUUCUAUACAAUGGAAUAUUGAAGUGGAGACAAGACAGCAUAAUGUGCCGUGAGUAAUUCUUGUGUUGAAAUCUCUCCUAGUAUGUUGCUUAAAUCUUAACUGACACUUCAAUGAAAAUAAACGUGUUGAACAUGGA